GCGCAACGGCUUCCGACGCUACUUGCUGAAGCGCUGGCUGCUGCGGUUUGGUGCGGAGAGGGUUCGGAGCAGCACACAACUUAUUUAUUUUCCAAUUCAGACGUGGCAUCCCUGCUCUUUCCUGCAUUGUUAGUUUUUCUUUCUUCAUUGUCCGCAAACAACCCAUCUUAACCUCACCAUGGCAAACAAGGAGGAGAAACCAGAAGGGAAAAAUUCGAGUUGGAAAGAUUUUAUCUACAACCCACGAACCAGGGAAUUCCUUGGGCGCACUGCAAGUAGUUGGGCACUCAUCUUUCUCUUCUACGUGGUCUUCUAUGGCUUUCUGGCUGGGAUGUUCUCUCUGACCAUGUGGGUGAUGCUACAGACGCUGGAUGACUACACUCCCAGGUACAGGGACCGAGUGGCCAACCCAGGUUUGACGAUCAGGCCUAGGUUCCUGGAAAUCACGGUAAACCGCUCCAGCCCACAGCAGUACAGCGAGUAUGUCCAGAGCUUGGAGGACUUCCUGCAGGAGUACAAUGACACUGUGCAGGAGCAGAACGAGCUGUGUCAUGUGGGCGACUACUUCCUGCAAAACAAUGGUGAUGAGGUAAAGAAGGUCUGCUCAUUCAAGCGGAGCCAGCUGCGCCAGUGCUCUGGCCUGGCGGACACCACCUUUGGCUACGCUGAAGGCCAGCCCUGCGUCCUCCUCAAGAUGAACCGGGUUAUUGGGCUGAUGCCACGAGGAGAACCAUACAUCAACUGCACAGCCAAGAGAGACACCCCUCUGCAGAUGCAGUAUUUCCCUGGUGAAGGCCAAUUUGACAAGAUGUACUUCCCUUACUAUGGCAAGAAGGCACAUCCCAACUAUGUGCAACCACUGGUGGCCGUGAAGUUGCUGCUGAGUGAACAGGACUACAACGUGGCGCUGAUGGUGGAGUGCAAAGUGGAGGGCUCAGACCUGCGCAACAACGAUGAGCGUGACAAGUUCAUGGGCCGCGUGGCCUUCCGUAUCCUCGUGACCAAGUAGCCCUGGCCGGACGCCGGAGCUGCACGAUGUCCGCCCACUCGCACCACCUGAGUCUCGACCCCUCCUCUCAUUGCCUGCACUCGCUCGAGGCACUCCACGCAUCUCCCAUGUCCACGUGGCCUCCAGUACCACAAGGGAGCCUGACAUUCAUCAUUUUGUACUGUACUCUGUAGGGGGGUUCAGAGUGGAGCUACUCAUAAGGUCAUGUGUGCUAGGCCACAUUAGCUAGGUCUUAACUUGACACCCUGUUCCCAACUACCCACAGACUCCUUCAGGGGGGAGGGGGGUGUUUGGGGAUUACAAGUAAAUGCACCUUCAACCUCCUCCAAGCCAUCUCCGUAAGAGACGAAGCUAGUGACAUCGUGCAGUAAGCAGGGACCUGUAAAUAGAUGUCAGAACAUCAAGUUGGUGUCUGUUCCUCUCCUAUAGUGUUGUGCAGCCUGCUGUGUGGGAGUGUGUGUAUGUACAUGUGCACAGGCACGUAUGUUUGUGUGCGCGCAUGCAUGUUUGUGGGUAUGCACGUGUGCCAUGAUGUGAAGUCUCUCUGUACAUAUUUAAUGGAUUAAGACACUUGUUUUUGUUAUCACUUCCACUACGUCUGACC
Molecule: messenger RNA, 1613 nt
Organism: Electrophorus electricus (electric eel)
Lineage: Eukaryota; Metazoa; Chordata; Actinopteri; Gymnotiformes; Gymnotidae
Gene: atp1b3b
Product: ATPase Na+/K+ transporting subunit beta 3b
Biological process (GO): intracellular sodium ion homeostasis; potassium ion import across plasma membrane; sodium ion export across plasma membrane
Cellular component (GO): sodium:potassium-exchanging ATPase complex
Molecular function (GO): ATPase activator activity
Source: RefSeq, a predicted model, not a curated record